AGCAUUCUGAUUUUCUUUGUAGCUCCUCAGCCUACAAAGUGCUCAGCUGUCACAAACAGUCAGGCACACCCACACACAUACAGAGGCAGGGCUAGGCCGGGUGGGCCUGCUGGCAUUACUCAUCCCAAUGUCCCACCUGUUGGAGCUUCAUAAGGAAAGUUGAGCACAUAAUGGACUGGACAAUAGGAAUGGUAGAAAAAUAAAGAAAGAGUUCCAGGAAGUUACAGGCUGAAAAGACACCUCCAGUGGAACCAGUACUCUUUUGGAAGAAGUGGAGUCAACGUGCCAUCUGCUGGACCAGAAUCUGAGUAUCUGGAGGAACUAAACAUCAACCAUGGCUCAUUAUGACUCGUUGGAUGACAAGGACUCUGUGGAUAUUCAUGACGACCCGCCUCUGCCUGAUAAUGUGGUGAAAGAGGAGGACAACACGGUUUACUUUAUCUAUGAUGAGGAGGUCGAGGAUGAGGACAGAGAGGAAGCACCUCCUGCAGAACCCUUCAGACCAGUAAAUGACAGACCUCACAAGUUCAAGGACCACUACUGCAAGAAACCCAAAUUCUGUGAUGUCUGUGCGCGCAUGAUAGUGUUGAACAAUAAAUUUGCAUUGCGAUGUAAGAACUGCAAAACAAGCAUCCACCAUCAGUGUCAGUCCUACGUCGAGUUCCAGAAGUGCUUUGGCAAAAUACCUCCAGGAUUCAGAAGAGCGUACAGUUCUCCUCUCUACAGCAGUCAGCAGAAUGCAACAGUCUCACAGCUGCUGCCUUUUUCACAGUCAAACCGCACUGACCCUGUGUUUGAAACUCUGCGUAUUGGUGUGAUCAUGGCCAACAAGGAGCGUAAAAAAGGCUCAGAGGACAAGAAGAAUAUGAUGAUGAUGAUGGAGGACGAUGAGUCCCAGCCCAAACAACACGAUGAAGGAGGUGAAGGAGCGACCACAGAGGGAGACAAAAGAGGAGACAAGACUCCUGCUGAUGACAAGAGUAAAAAGGUUCAGCCGGGGAAGAUCGGCGUGUUCAGUCAGUCUCAUUACUACCUGGCUCUGUACCGCUUCAAAGCUUUAGAGAAAGAUGAUCUGGAUGUUCAUGCGGGUGAUCGCAUCACAGUGAUAGACGACUCCAACGAGGAAUGGUGGAGGGGGAAGAUCGGAGAGAGAACAGGCUUCAUACCAGCCAGCUACAUCAUCAGAGUGAGAGCAGGAGAGAGGGUCUACAAGGUGACUCGCUCCUUUGUUGGCAACAGAGAGAUGGGCCAAAUCACUCUGAAGAAAGACCAGAUUGUGGUGAAGAAGGGGGAGGAGGUGAACGGCUACCUGAAGGUCAGUACAGGUCGGAAGCUCGGCUUCUUCCCCGCCAACCUGCUGCAGGAGAUCUGAGGAGGACCAGCAGGCAUCUCUCUCUCUCCUCUAGCAGGCUUUAGGUGCAGCUUCUUUCCCUGCUGUAGCAAAC
Labrus mixtus (cuckoo wrasse) is the source of this 1445-nucleotide messenger RNA. Its product is annotated as SH3 and cysteine-rich domain-containing protein 3-like. NCBI's taxonomy places the organism in Eukaryota, Metazoa, Chordata, Actinopteri, Labriformes, Labridae. Gene Ontology annotation, biological process: positive regulation of voltage-gated calcium channel activity; skeletal muscle contraction; positive regulation of protein localization to plasma membrane. Gene Ontology annotation, cellular component: extrinsic component of cytoplasmic side of plasma membrane. The transcript has 13 exons. The coding region runs from base 335 to 1372 and encodes 345 amino acids. The record is from RefSeq and is a predicted model, not a curated record. Gene Ontology annotation, molecular function: protein binding.